GCCUCGUCUCCAUGCCUCAAAAAAUUGAGGAAAUCAAGGAUGUUCUGCUCACAGCCAGGAGGAAGGAUGCCAAGUCCAUCAAGAUAAAGAAGAACAAAGAUAAUGUGAAGUUGAAAGUCUGGUGCAGCAGAUACCUUUAUUCCUUGGUCAUCAUAGACAAAGAAAAGUCAGAGAAACUGAAGCAGUCCCUUCCCCCAGGCUUGGCAGUAAAGGAGCAGAAAUGAACCCG
Fukomys damarensis (Damara mole-rat) is the source of this 229-nucleotide messenger RNA. Its product is annotated as 60S ribosomal protein L38-like. Gene Ontology annotation, molecular function: structural constituent of ribosome. The record is from RefSeq and is a predicted model, not a curated record. Lineage: Eukaryota; Metazoa; Chordata; Mammalia; Rodentia; Bathyergidae. Bases 12 to 224 code for a protein of 70 amino acids. The transcript has a single exon. Gene Ontology annotation, cellular component: cytosolic large ribosomal subunit; ribosome. Gene Ontology annotation, biological process: protein-RNA complex assembly; translation.